AUGAAAUCAGUAAAUUUGAGCAGCAUUAUAGCUCUUAUCAUAGUUUCAGCAAAUCUACUUGAUUCAAUAAAAUGCAGUGUUGCUUAGGGUUUUGUGUCAACUAAUUACACAGCAGGUGUUAAAUGUGUUGCCUGUGUUUCUGCAAGGCAAUACUACUGUACAAAUCCUACUACCAAAGCACUAGAUUGUUAUGAUAACAGCGAUCUUGAUUGCCCAGCUGUAAAUGCAUCAGACCCAAAUAGUGUAACUUGGCCUAUCUCCCCUAUGAAUUGCACUUAAAGGUCUUUAGGUCCUGCUCCAUGUAACUCAACAAUAAAGAUUACUAGUGGACUUGUCGGUAGAUCUGAAUCAUUUAGUGUACAGCUUAACAGAAACCAAUUUUGUGGAUUUUAUCUUAUCAAUGAUAUGCCCUAGGGAAAAGCAUCAUGGAGUUUAAGUGAGAGUGGGACAGCUUUUGUUCAAUAUGCACCAGCAGACAGUGCUCCAGAUUUUGGUAUUCCAAGUACGUAUGAUUUUAGAACAUAUUCUGCAAUUCCAGUUGAAAAAUAAGCUCUAGAUGCAGGAUCAGGAGUCAUAUUUAUUGCUGGAAAUACUGUUUGGAAUACUAAAGUCUAGGACCCAGCUAACUACAUUUAAACUUUUGAAAUUACUUAUGGAGCUGGAAUGGCUUUAAAGACCUCCCUUAUAAUUACAGGAUUACUGAUAUCUCUAAAUUUCUUAAUGGGAUGA
Stylonychia lemnae is the source of this 729-nucleotide messenger RNA. Lineage: Eukaryota; Ciliophora; Spirotrichea; Sporadotrichida; Oxytrichidae. The record is from the annotation of a GenBank genome assembly.